UCUCUCCCUCCUGGCCCCGGGUCACCCUCCGCUCCUCUCGCGAUGGCAGGCCUGGAAUUCUUGCGCUGCCCGGGCUCCCUGGGGCCGGCCCUUCCCUGGAGACCCGGAGGCCCCUGCAAGCUGAAGCGAGUCCGCACCGUCUUCACCCCGGAGCAGCUGGAGCGCCUGGAGGAAGAGUUCCUGAAGCAGCAGUACCUGGUUGGCUCCGAGCGCCUGGACCUGGCAGCCGCCCUGCAGCUCACGGAGACCCAGGUCAAGGUCUGGUUCCAGAACCGCAGAAUCAAAUGGCGCAAGCAGAGCCUGGAGCAGAAGGCGGCCAAGCUCUCCUCGCAGUUCGGGGUGGCACGGAUGGCCCCCUCCGGCCCGCUGGACGGGCAGGAAAGUGACAGGGAGGAGGAGCUCAACGUGGACCUUUAG
Molecule: messenger RNA, 417 nt
Organism: Thamnophis elegans (Western terrestrial garter snake)
Lineage: Eukaryota; Metazoa; Chordata; Lepidosauria; Squamata; Natricidae
Product: homeobox protein not2-like
Exons: 2
Coding region: 43-417 (124 amino acids)
Biological process (GO): central nervous system development; neuron differentiation; regulation of DNA-templated transcription
Molecular function (GO): DNA binding; DNA-binding transcription factor activity, RNA polymerase II-specific
Source: RefSeq, a predicted model, not a curated record